UCUGCAGCGGCCCCUAGAGGCAGGCUCUCCGCGCUUGCGCAGAAUGUACAAAUUCAAGGACUUCCUGGUUUUUCGAUUUGCUUGAACUGCGUUCGUAGGGGGAGGGUCUCUGACACGCAGUGAUUCUUUCAAGAUGGCGCCAUGCAGGAAGAUGGGACAGAGCUUGAAUAACUACUGUAUAUUCUCUAUAUUUACCUUGGCAUUACUCUUUUCUCCACGCUGCCAGUCGGCACCGGCAGUAAACGCUGGGGUCUCACCGGAACAAUCCUCUCCUGAAAUCCCCGGCCCUCCCAUGAACGGCUCGCUGCAGACCACGCCCCACGACACCGGGACCACGCCCCACGACACCGGGACCACGCCCCAGGACACCGGGACGCCGGCACAGGCGAACGGCCCCACGGCGGGAAGGACCGAGGACGGGCCCGGGGGAGUGACUGCCCAAAACGAUCGCCCCGCAAACGGCACCGCCGCUGCAACCAACGCCGCCGCCGCCGCUGCCACCUCCUCUAAAGCUUCCGCCACCGAAGCUCCACCCGCCAUAGCGGACGACACCCGCCCCUACCCCGACCCCACCCCUGACCGCCACCCCCGCUAA
Anguilla rostrata (American eel) is the source of this 595-nucleotide messenger RNA. Its product is annotated as proline-rich transmembrane protein 2-like. The transcript has 2 exons. The record is from RefSeq and is a predicted model, not a curated record. Lineage: Eukaryota; Metazoa; Chordata; Actinopteri; Anguilliformes; Anguillidae. The coding region runs from base 134 to 595 and encodes 153 amino acids.